CUUGGGUUGUGUUGGAUUGCGCGCAGCAGGGUGAAGUUGCACCUGCAGUACUAGGAUCCACUGAGACGCCGACGACGAGCGAAGAGAGGCAAGACGCUUGUGAUGGGAUCCAGAGCGCGUUGGGAUUCCCGACCGCUGGGAAAGACAUGUUCGAGGGUAUCUCACCUGUCGCAUCCCUGAAAGUCAAACUUUUAUCCUUUCUCACAGAAAAACCGAUGGAACGACUUAAGAGAUUGGUGGAUACCGUCACAGAGUCAGCAUUCCGUCCGCGCGGCGUUGCGAUGAGACCUGACGGAAUAGCCGCCUGGAAAGUAGCGCUCAACGGCGAACUGGGAGAAGUACACGCGGAACUCGGACACUAUUUUUCAACAGAUUCCACAACGACUGCAUAUGCUGGCCGUUCCAGUCUCUUCAUGGACGCUUGGCCGUUGAUUCCCUUGAGACCCAGCGUUUUUACCGGAAUGGACCUACUACUCAAAGGACUAGGGUGGGCGAGAGGUGAACCGGCUCGCCGUCGCGUGACCCAUCCCUCCGGUGCGAGGGGAUCCAAACACUCUUACCAGGAUGACAUAACCACGCCGAGUGCUCUCGCAAGACUCCUAGUAGAGCGCUAUAAACAGCGGAUGAAAGAAGGAAUCAAAGUGGCUGCCUUUUUUUUCAAUGGGCCUGCCUGGACUGCGGAUUGGUCAAAGGGAAGGCUCCUACCCACGUCGAAAAAGUCCUUUGUAUACGGCUACGGUGUAGUGCGGAAAGAGAUCGCUGCUGUACGGGAAUUGAGUAAAGAACACGGGAUUCCGCUCCGCGAAGACGGAGACUGGCCUUUGGAACUGACAGAGUGGGACCACCAUGAAGAUGUUCAUCUGUUGCGCAGGGAAGAUCAAGAACAUAUUAGUGCCUCUGCUUCUACUUCCGAGCAUGCUUCAUCUGGGUCGUACGCGGCAGGUGUUAGUGAAGAGAGCCCCUUGAAGAUGCUUCAAGACGGUUUGCAGCUGAUCUUUCCGUCGCAAAAGUUAUUCCGAAAGUUUGCAGAUGUAGAUGAAGAGAAAGAACGUAGUGAGAAGAGAGGCUACUACGUGAUCGUGAUGGAAGGAGACCAUUGGGUAGGCUACAGCGAGGUAAUGAAAUAUGACAGUGCAAACGAUGGGCCGGUGCUACGUGCCUACCGGAUGCAGGAUCUUACCAAAGAAGACGCACAGAAACUGGCAAAACAAUUGGCGAAAAACAUGUUAUUCGCGGUCCUGCUGAGUACCCCUGUAAGACAAUAAGGACAUUAAGUAUAUCAAAGUGCGGGUUAGUUCUACGACUAGCUAGCUCUUCAUGGAGAAAUCAAAUAUGACGUCGUCGAAAUAGUAACUAUAAUAGGAUUUGUGAGACGGUGAAAACAGACGCGGUGGACACACCAAGUGCUGAGGCGGUCGCUCGAGCCUGCUUAUGUAUGUAACAUGAUCCUUGCGAGGAAUUAUUUUCGACUUCUUUUAACAUUAACCUAAUUCUGAUGCACAAUGUCUUGACGUGUGGUUCCUAGGCGUUGUAUGAUUGAUUCAAGAUCUCAAGUGCUCUGAGCUCUACAGUCAGAAUUGACAUCGUGCAUUUCGUGUUUCUGGCUUUCUGCGAUCAAAGAUGGACCUCGAAGCAAAACAAAGUUAGAAUAUAAAUGAGCGUCACAUUUUGACUUUUAGACGCCGUCCGGGUCCGCAGAGUAGCAGUUGCAAGAGGAGGCAAAGUACACGCAAAUGGUUGAAAAGACCGCAAAAUGUUGACGCAUAAUGUACUUGAUGCACAUCAAUGUCGACACUUUUUUUUGACUGAAGAUAAUGGGAAACCUUAGGCACCUUACCGAAUAGAUUCACAUCAUCAAUUAACUGAUCAAUCCGGUAAGCGUGAAGACGAAGCGACAUGUUCAAAGGAGUAACAAGUGUUAUGUUAUAGUUGUCGACUCACUGAAAAACAAAAAUUUCAUAAAGAUUGGAGAUGUGAUAU
Messenger RNA from Amoebophrya sp. A25, 1980 nucleotides. The record is from the annotation of a GenBank genome assembly. Lineage: Eukaryota; Dinophyceae; Syndiniales; Amoebophryaceae.